Molecule: messenger RNA, 3666 nt
Organism: Marchantia polymorpha subsp. ruderalis
Lineage: Eukaryota; Viridiplantae; Streptophyta; Marchantiopsida; Marchantiales; Marchantiaceae
Source: the annotation of a GenBank genome assembly
CUGGGGGAGGGGGAGGGGGAGGAGAGGGCAAGACCUGUGGCCUUUGAGAGUUAUGCGGAGUUAAUGGGAUUAUCGCACAGGAUGGGUGUCUUAGCUCCUUGCUGUAGCAGCGAGGGCCCGUCCUGCUGGGGGAGGGUCCGCCGUUGAAGGAAUGCAGAUUGCCUCGCCUGCUCGUGUGCUUGACGUGUUCUCGCUCGGUCGCCGAUGCCUUCCUUUACUUGUGUGUGAGUUCUAAGACUUCUGAAGAUCUAGUGCGGAGGAGCAGCAGCCGGAGGAGGAGGAACAAGACGCCGAUACGAUACGAGAAGGACUUAGGCACACGCACGCCCUGCUUUGCUUGUCAAGGGAGUAGAUGUAUGCCCUUCUGCAGUUCGUUGAUUCGAUAAGACUGACUACUGGUGGAGAGAGAGAGAGAGUGAGAGAGAGAGAGAGGAGAUCUACCUUGUGAGUGGAGUGCUGCAGCUGCUGCAUUAGCAAUGGACUGACGCAGGUAGUGCAUGGCUGUUGGAGAUGAUGGACUCGGUUUGCUUACGAGGACUUACGGAUAUGAGAAGAGCGAGGUCUCGGCUGGAGCUCUGUUGAGCCUCGACGAAUCGGGUGCUCAGGAGGAAAGCCACUUUUGCGAAGUCAGGAAUCAGGAUAUCAGUUCGUUCCACGUCUCAUUCACACUGUGAGCUAGUCUCAAAUCUUUGAGCAGGGAGGUUUGGAGGCGCCGGUUAAGUUAAUCAGAGGGGGAAAGCUCGUCCAUGGUGAUCACUCCUGGCGGGUAGGUUCGCUUUGAAGAUUGGCUGCCGCCGUCCUCAACAUGGGAUAUGCGUUUCUCCGGAUACCGGGAGCCCGAUAAGAGGGCUGACUCUGUAUCGGCACCAGUCAUCAUCACUCAUACUCUGCAGAUAUGACAGACUCCGAAGGCAGGAGACCGUCGCAGUAGGAAAUGGUGGAGACGUCUACGAGUGAUCGGUUCAACUAAUUGGGAAUCACGCUCACGGUGGGGGAUUGUCGUAGUAUCUUGAAGCCGAGGCAACAGGAACAUCAGCUCAAUCAUCCCGGAGCGCUGAUCACUGCCGAGGAGGAGAAGCAUGGGAGGUGGGCAAAUUGGCGGAAGCGCCAGGAGCUAGAGGAAGCGUCGAAAGCCAAGGAAGGGUGCGCCAUAGAUCUGUUAAACCCAGAUCCGGUCCCACGGAGAGCUCGGUAGAAGAAUGGCCAAGAAGGAGGGGAGCUUUACAGGAUGGCUGCAGAGAGUUCGCCGCACCGGAGAGUAUAGCGACGUCCUUGUGCGCGUCGGGAGCUCGGAAUUCAGCCUGCACAUGCUGCCACUUCUGAACGCCUCGUCCUACUUCCGCGAGCUGCCCCCGACUUGUUCCUGCGCCGCCGAAAGCAGUCCCGACUCGUCGUCCCCAGGCAUUCCCGUGGUAGACAUCGCGGAUCUUCCCGGCGGGGCCGAAGGCUUCGCGGCAGCCGCGGAUUUCUGCUACCUGGUGAAGCCCACAUUCACAGUGCAGAACGUGGCGCAGAUCCGAGCCGUGGCCGAUUACUUGGGAAUGGCGGACCUGCUCGAGAGCACGAAGAAGUUCCUCUACGUGAACGUGUUCAGCCACUGGAGAUUCAGCGCCGCGUUCCUGCAGCAGUACAAGCGCCUGAACUCGCCCGUGGACGAGUACAUCGAGUCGCGGUGCCUGAAGGUCAUCGUCGUGGCCUGCACCAAGGCCUUCAGCGAGACCAAGUACCUGUCGGCGCCCAUGCCCCUGGCCAGCUCGGUGGCCACGGGCGCGACCUGGCAGAGCUCGCCGUCGCAAGCGCUGACGGAGAUCAUCGUCCGCAUGGUGUCGCUGCCGGACUGCUACGUCGCGGAGGUGGUGGACUCGCUGGUCGAGAUGCAGAUCAACCUGAAUCUCAAGUGCCGGCAGGGUCGCAAUGUCCGCAGCUGGCUCGACAGCGUGCUGGCGGACGAGUGUGUGAGCGACAAGGCGCGCUGCUGGAUGGUGCUGUGCCUGGCGCGCCUGCUGCUGAAGGGCGCGCCCACCACGCGGCCGUGGCUCGAGCUCUCGUCGCAGUACUGGUGUAGCCUGCUGGAGCACAUGGACGGGCUGAUGGCGGUGGCCGAGGAGUCGAUGCACGACCGGCUGGUGAGCGUCAAGAAGCUGCUGGAGCACCGGAUCGGCGCGAGCCUGUUCGAGAUCGACGAGUACCUACACGUGUACAAAUUCGGGCCCGAGACGCUGCUGGCGCUGGUGCUGCACUUCAUCAAGGAGGGCGACUCGAACGACGAGGCGCUGGAGGAGGUGGCGGACGAGGUGGACGGCUUCAUCUGGAACUACGCCGAGAGCAUCGCCGUGUCGACGGACGUGCUGGUGGCGCUGAUCAAGGCCUUCCCGGCGCAGUCGCGGCGGUCGCACGACACGCUCUACGGCGCGAUCGAGAAGCUGCUGAACAAGAACAGCGGCUACAGCCAGGAGGAGAAGCAGAGCCUGUGGCGGCUCAUCGACCGCUCGAAGCUCAGCCCGAGCGAGUACGAGCGCGCGCUGAGCAAUCCGGGCUUCCUGUGCCAGCCGCACAUCCUCGAGAGCGUGCUGCAGCAGCACAGCGACGAGCUGGCCAAGGUGCCCGACGGCGACGGGCGCAACCUGCGGCACAUCAUGCAGAAGGUGAUCAACGCGAGCCUGAAGCUGCUCGAGGAGAACUCGCGCCGCUCCAUGGAGAUCCUCGAGCUGCAGAAGCAGUACGCCGCGCUGCUGGGCGGCAAGAUCUGCCCCGCCCGCGACAGCUGCUACAACAGCCCCGACCUCUUCCGCAAGGACGCCCUCGGCGGCGUGCACAGCUUCAUCGUCGGCGUCGGAGAGGAGACGGAGGAGGCCAGCUCCGAGGCCUCGGACACGCACACCAUCUCCGCCCUCUAGGCCGGCCGCGAUCGAGCCACCAUCGGACCCCUCCCCCUCGCUCGCUCGCUCUGCCUUCGCAUCGAGCCGGCGCAGCAUCCCUCGUGCCGUAGUAGUCAGUCAGUCGGUCGAUCGUCUGGUGCGACGGGCAAUUUUGAUAGAAUCAUCUCGAGGGUCGGAGCCCUCCGACUACUCUUACUUACUACCAGUGUAAACUAGUCCAUGGCACUACUACCGCACCAGAUGCAUCCGCAGCUCUCUCUCUGGCUCUAUGUACAUCAGAAUCGUGAAUGCACGGGCGAGGAGAGCCGGCCACCAGCUCGGCGCUCGAGGUAUAGAAGAAACUGACAGCACGAGGUGACAUUCGAGCAGCGUCCGACGACGUCGCGUGAUGCUCUUUAUAUUUGUAUCUAGGAUCCCCAGGACUGCGAGGUCACGAGACGGAGUAUGAAUAUAGAUUUGCCUGGCCGCGAGACGCCGGACCAGUAGUCGCACGAGGGCCGUCCCAAGAAGACGGCCCGGUGCACCGCGGCGUCUCGUUCGGCUUACGUUGUAGAGGAGCUUGAAUUUGCUAGAACAACCCGUAGAUGUACAUGUGUUUCUGUCAGGCAGUGCAAGUGCGCGUGCGUGACGAAUGCAACCAACGCUCGCCAGCAUUUGCUCUCGGCCUGCGGACCCCUAUCCGGUCCGUGAAACCUCAUCGAGGAACAUGACUGCAUUUCGAAUACAUGUGCCAUACUCUGAAAUUGUUUUCAUUCGUUUACUGAAGCUCUCACUAUUAUUAAUUUUC